UGAGGAAUCAAAUGUAAUUUCCUGAUCAAAAUCACCACCAAAAUGUUGGAUUAUGAUCAAAAUCCCCUUCGGAUAUGAGUUUUCUCAAAGAAUUAAUCGACAGUUUCAGCUCAAUUUUUUCUGAUCCUGUUUCAUCAUCGAACACCUCAAAUCAAAACCCUAGUUCAUCCAACAAUUUUCAUAAUCUACCAACCAUGGAAGGGGUGGAGAAUGAACGGGCUGCAUAUAAGCUCAAAGGUUACUUUGAUCUUGCAAAAGAAGAGAUUGAUAAAGCGGUUAGGGCAGAAGAGUGGGGUUUAAUCGACGAUGGUAUCUUACAUUACCAAAACGCUCAGCGUAUAUUAGGCGAAGCCAUUGCUACACCUGUACCUUCGUAUAUCAGCUCCAGAGAGCAAGAGAAGGUGAAAUCUUAUCGCCAAAAGAUAUCAAAAUGGCAAGGUCAAGUUUCUGAGAGACUACAGACUUUAAACCAUCGAUCAGGUGGCACGUCAAUAAACAAGACAACAUCACCUCGGUUACAAACUACAGCAGUCUCUUCAUCAAUAUCUAAUGCUACAAAAGUGGUGUCACAAAAGUCUUCUGGUCCCAGUCUACGUGGUGUUGUGACACGGACUCAGAGUAGCAAAGCAAUGAACUCGAAGCCUGUUCAAGAUUCUAAUGGUGGUCUUGAUCCAAAGUUGAUUGAGAUGAUAAAUUCUGUUAUCGUGGACAGAAGUCCAUCCGUUAAAUGGGAAGAUAUUGCUGGCCUUGAAAAAGCUAAACAAGCUUUGCUGGAAAUGGUAAUCCUGCCAACGAAAAGAAAAGACCUAUUUACUGGCCUCCGUAGACCAGCUAAAGGCUUGCUUCUCUUUGGUCCACCAGGCACCGGUAAGACCAUGCUUGCGAAGGCAGUUGCUUCGGAAUCAGAAGCAACCUUUUUCAACAUCUCUGCUUCCUCUUUAACAUCAAAGUGGGUGGGAGAGGGCGAAAAACUUGUUCGGACCCUUUUCGCAGUUGCUGUUUCUCGACAACCCUCUGUGAUAUUCAUGGAUGAAAUUGAUAGUGUUAUGUCAGCAAGAACGGUUAAUGAGCAUGAUGCAAGCAGAAGAUUGAAGUCGGAGUUCCUUGUUCAGUUUGAUGGGGUAGCCUCAAAGUCGGAUGAUCUAGUAAUUGUUAUUGGUGCAACUAAUAAACCACAAGAAUUGGACGAUGCUGUCCUUAGGAGAUUGGUGAAAAGAAUAUACAUCCCCUUGCCGGAUGCAAAUGUUCGGAGAGAUCUCCUGAAGCACAAGCUCAAGGGUCAAGCAUUUUCUUUGCCGAGUGGGGAUCUCGAAAGACUAGUGAAAGACACUGAGGGAUAUUCUGGGAGUGAUCUGCAAGCUUUGUGUGAGGAAGCAGCGAUGAUGCCUAUAAGAGAGCUUGGUUCGAACAUUCUCACCGUCAAGGCUGAUCAGUUACGACGGUUAAAAUACGGAGAUUUCCAGAAAGCGAUGACCGUGAUUCGACCAAGCCUUCUAAAAAGCAAAUGGGAAGAGCUUGAACAGUGGAACAGAGAGUUCGGCUCUAACUAAUUCCACCAUCAAAAAAUAACAGAGGGUAAAAAAAUCACGUUUUCGGCUACAGGAAACAAGAUCGGCCCCAAAAUUAAACAGCUAUACCGUAUAAGGGUUGGAUUCGACAAAUCCGGAUGAAAGUACAACUUUUACUACAUGAGGUACAAGUCACAGCAUAUGCUCCGGAAAGGUACAAAUUACAACUUUCACUGCAUAAGGUACGAGUGUUUAUAGCAUCAUCGUUCUAGAAUUUAUGGAACGGGAUUUCGUCAAAUAUUGUAAUGACUUGUAUGUUAUUCAUCGAUGAAUGUAUGGUCAAUCUUUGAAACAUAUGGCUGCUUAACCUUUGAUGAUAUUUGGAA
Messenger RNA from Cynara cardunculus var. scolymus (artichoke), 1894 nucleotides. RefSeq names its product spastin. The transcript is spliced from 13 exons. The record is from RefSeq and is a predicted model, not a curated record. Bases 75 to 1550 code for a protein of 491 amino acids. Gene Ontology annotation, cellular component: microtubule cytoskeleton. Gene Ontology annotation, molecular function: ATP binding; ATP hydrolysis activity. NCBI's taxonomy places the organism in Eukaryota, Viridiplantae, Streptophyta, Magnoliopsida, Asterales, Asteraceae.